AUGCCAGCACGGAGAAGAGGUGCUUCCAUAGUUCCAUUGAAUGAACUGUUUCUAAAGUCGAGGGUCAAUUUAUCCGUGAAAUUUGUGACAAUCAUCGUUCCACUAACCAAUCUCGAAAUCUGCGGGUCAUUGAGUUUAAUCAACCGUCAGCUUGUCCGUCAAAUCAUUCAAGAUUCACUACGAAUCCGCAGAGAUUCAUUGACGAAUUUAAACAGAUUUCAAGAAUCGGAGAGAUUUAAGUUAUAG
Messenger RNA from Lactuca virosa, 246 nucleotides. The record is from the annotation of a GenBank genome assembly. NCBI's taxonomy places the organism in Eukaryota, Viridiplantae, Streptophyta, Magnoliopsida, Asterales, Asteraceae.